This is a messenger RNA of Polyodon spathula (Mississippi paddlefish), 3084 nucleotides long. Its product is annotated as CD44 antigen-like. The record is from RefSeq and is a predicted model, not a curated record. Gene Ontology annotation, cellular component: macrophage migration inhibitory factor receptor complex; plasma membrane; basolateral plasma membrane. The transcript has 9 exons. Lineage: Eukaryota; Metazoa; Chordata; Actinopteri; Acipenseriformes; Polyodontidae. The coding region runs from base 178 to 2346 and encodes 722 amino acids. Gene Ontology annotation, molecular function: cytokine receptor activity; hyaluronic acid binding. Gene Ontology annotation, biological process: inflammatory response; positive regulation of ERK1 and ERK2 cascade; cell adhesion.
UAAAGUACAGCCUCCUCCCUUACAUGUGUCAUCAGCUAAUCCUUUCAUACAGAAUAUAACAAGUUCAGCAAAGUCAGCAGCAGCACCUUAAAAUAUACACACACACAGUGGCACUCGCACUCCGACUGCAGACUCCUCCACUCUAGGUGAAGCACUGUCUAAUCCAAAAAAAAAAAAAUGACUUGGUCACAAAACCUGCUUCUUUUAGCUUGCGGAUUAAUUGCACUUCAGAGUUCUUUAGCAGCUCAAGGUGUGAUACGGAGCUGUAGUUAUGGUGGGUUGUUCCACGUGGAGCAGAAUGGGCGCUACAGCCUCACGUACUCCACCGCAGAGAAACUCUGCAUGUCCAUUGGCACCACUCUGGCCACCAAAGAGCAAGUCCAGAGGGCCUUUGACCUUGGCUUUCAGACCUGCAGAUAUGGUUGGAUUCAGAACCACAGUAUAGUGAUCCUGCGACAGGAGCCUUACACCCUAUGUGCCGCUAACAAAACUGGCAUCAUCAUCAUCAGCGACAUGAUCUCACAGCCCUAUGAUGCCUACUGCUUCAACGUAUCGGAUACAAAGGACAAAAACUGCGAGUUUUCGAUCGUGCCGUCAAAUACAUUUGAAACAUUCCUGGACGCCCAUGUGGAUAAUGAAAGUACCACAGAGUUCACCCCAGCAUCACCUCGCCCUGAAGGGGAGCCUGCAGCGUUGCCCACCAUCACAGAGACCACACAAAAGACAACUGCAGCGAUAGUUCCACCAGUACACAUGGGUGAGGACGAGGUCUCUCAUACUGGUCAACAUGACGAUUCCACAACUGAAUCUAUGGUUAUUGAACAAGACUCUGGAACUGGCACUGUUUCCACAACCACCUCUGCAGCAAUAGUUCCACUAGUACACAUGGGUGAGGAUGAGGUCUCUCAUAUGGGUCAACAUGAUGUUUCCACAACUGAAUCUAUAGUUAUUGAACAAGACUCUGGAACUGACAUUGCUUCCACAACCACCUCUGCAGCUAUAGUUCCACCAGUACAUGUUGAUGAGUACAAUGUUGAUACAGGGCCUCAAGACAAGCUCAUCACUCAGUCACCAACAAGUUCAACCUCUGAGCCUCUAGCUGGAGAAGACAGCUGGCAAGAUAUCAAUAAAGAUCCUGAAACUGGCACUGUUUCCACAACCACCUCUGCAGUGAUAGCUCCAACCGUACAAGUGGAUGAGGAUAAGGUCUCUCAUACUGGUCAACAUUUUGACUCCACAACUGAAUCUACGGUUAUUGAACAACACUCUGAAACUGGCAUUGUUUCCACAACCACCUCCGCAGCGAUAGUUCCACCAGCACAUGUGAAUAAGGACAAGGUCUCUCAUACUGGUCAACAUGAUGAUUCCACAACUGAAUCUCCAAAUGUUGAAGAAGACUCUGAAACUGGCACUGUUUCCACAACCACCUCUGCAGCGAUAGUUCCACCAGUACACAUGGGUGAGGACGAGGUCUCUCAUACUGGUCAACAUGACUAUUCCACAACUGAAUCUAUGGUUAUUGAACAACACUCUGAAACUGGCACUGUUUCCACAACCACCUCUGCAGCGAUAGUUCCACCAGCACAUGUCAAUAAGGACAUGGUCUCUCAUACUGGUCAACAUGAUGAUUCCACAACUGAAUCUCCAAAUGUUGAAGAAGACUCUGAAACUGGCACUGUUUCCACAACCACCUCUGCAGCGAUAGUUCCACCAGUACACAUGGGUGGGGACGAGGUCUCUCAUACUGGUAAACAUGAUGAUUCCACAACUGAAUCUCCAAAUACUGAACAAGACUCUGAAACUGGCACUGUUUCCACAACCACUUCUGCAGCGAUAGUUCCACCAGUAAACGUGGCCAAGGAUAAGGCCACUCCUAUAGAGCCCACUGCUGGGGACACAACUGCAAAUGACGUUCAGGAAGGUGAUGACGCAGGGCCGGAGGUCACUACUCAGUCACAUCACAGCUCAACCUUCCACAUCUCAGCAGGAGAAGAUACAUCACAGUAUGGGAAUAACGAUAAGAUGAUCCGGAGUGGAGGACUUGGAUUAAUGACAUCAGCCCCUCCAGCAAAACAGGCUUCUAGAGUUGCUCCAGAUUGGCUGGUUAUAGUAGCUGUAGUGGCUGCUAGUUUAAUAAUAGUCCUUGUGUGUGCAGUUAUCUCAUCCAAAAAGAGGUGGUGUGGGAAGAAGAAAACUCUCGUGAUCAAUGGGAAUGCUGGUGAGAAGGGGGGGAAGGAGCAGGAGAUGGUGCAGCUGAUGAAUAAGGAGAAAAUCCGGCAGAAUGGUGCAGCCAGCGAGGAGUUCACCAUCAUCACCCUGGAGGAGCCAGCCGAGAAACGCAGUUAGCAUAAGGGCGACUACACCACAUCACACAGCAGCACGGAGGGAGGGAGCACCUCAGGGGCAAGGGAGGGGUGCAGUACAAUCUGGAGUUAACAGCAAUUCAUUGAAGACAGAGCCAGCUAACUAUUAUUAACUCAGCGCACAAAGCAGAGGCGUUGAGCACCAAUUACACGUGAGAUCUUUUCAAUGAUUUUUGAGCCACUGUUAUGAAACUCAGUCCUUCAGGUUUAUUCCUUAGUAUGGAUUACCAAUUGGCAAUUUGGUGAGCAAUGUAAAUGUACCAUUGUAAGAUGGAUCACCUGCAUUAUGAAAAGAGAACUGCACCUUUGUGGAGAAGUCCGAUCUCCUCUGUGGACACAAUCCCGUACACUGUUUUUGCAGAAUACCAUAGCAGGUGAAAAGAAACUCUGUCCAGUUCUCAAAUUGAAAUUCCUGUAUCCUUAUAAACAGGAGGUUUAGAUCCCUGUUAAUGAAUUCCUGCAUCUCAGUCCAGCAUUCUCAUCUUUAUUAAUAACUGUAAUAUAAAUAACUCUGUGCCAUUUUGUAUCACAGCAAGAUAUUCAAUAUGAAAGACUGAACAUAUCAGACAAGAGAAGAGCUGUUUUCCUGCUGCCAAAACUAUUGUCUUUUUUUGUUUAUCUCCUUGUUUGGGGGAUUGUUUUUCUUUUUGGUUUGUUUCCCUAUAUUGAAAAGAGAUUUCUUUUGUAUUGCUGUUAAAAAAAAUAAAAUAAAUAAAAUAAA